Phaedon cochleariae (mustard beetle) is the source of this 393-nucleotide messenger RNA. NCBI's taxonomy places the organism in Eukaryota, Metazoa, Arthropoda, Insecta, Coleoptera, Chrysomelidae. The record is from the annotation of a GenBank genome assembly.
AUGGGCAGCAGUAUACGUUACAAAGAGGUCUGGUUCCAGAACCGCCGCGCCAAAUGGCGCCGCCAGGAGAAGAUGGAGGCCGCCCGCCUGGGCCUGAGCGAGUACCACGCGGCCACCCUCUCUCGGGCGGCCGGCACCAGCCUCUCCCUGCCCAUGGACCCGUGGCUGUCGCCGCCCCUCCUGUCGGCGCUGCCCGGCUUCCUGAGCCACCCACAGACCGGCUACCCCAGCUACCUCACCUCCCCCGUGGCAUCCGACCCUGGGAGGCCGCCCAUGGCCCACGCGCAUCCCUCCAGUGCGCCGCCCGACCUCAGGAGCACUUCCAUAGCCGCUCUGAGGCUCAAGGCGAAGGAGCACGUGGAGAGCAUCACCAAGGGCAUGCAGAUGGUUUAA